Messenger RNA from Paracoccidioides lutzii Pb01, 912 nucleotides. RefSeq lists its product as hypothetical. The transcript is spliced from 3 exons. Bases 1 to 912 code for a protein of 303 amino acids. The record is from RefSeq and is a predicted model, not a curated record.
AUGGCCUCGUCUCAUCAUCACCAUCACCAUCACCAUCACCACCAUCAUACCCGCCACACCCAACAAUCUCGCAUCCCCUCCGCAGCCAUCGCUGCUCCCACCGCCACCACACAUCCACCACCACCACACCCAACAGCUGCUGCAGCAACCUCACGCCGCACCGUCUCCACCUCCGCCCCUACAGCUUACACAGCUGGAAUCCCCACUCACCAAGCCAGCUCCAGCAAUCCCGAUACCGUACGGACAAUGCCCUCUGUCCGCCGCAACCUCUUCCAGCACCAGCACCUCAGCCGCCGCCCGGCCUCUACGACCUUCGCCGGAUCACAUAGCUCCGCGUCAACUGUGCAUGCCGGAAAUACCAACGCCAACGCCAAUGCAAAUGCAAAAGCUAAUGGAAAUGUCCAUGUUACCACUUCUACAACUACACGCGUCGCAAACGCCUCUAGAGCUGCACCGACAAUUCCCCUCACCGUCCCGCAAGGGCAUGGGCUUGGAUACGGCCUAAGCCAUCCCCAAAUGCCCCGCUCCGCCUCGUCCUCGUCUCUGGAUGGCAGCGAGAUUGUAGCCCGUGACAAGAAUGGCGGGUAUAAGGUUGACGUGCCUGCGUUGCCUGUGGGGAUGUGGGAUGAGGACUUCGAGGAUGGGGUAGCCGGGAUGAACGUUGAUAUUGGAGCAGGUGUUGGGAUUUCUGGUGGUGCGGGUGGGGUUGGAGGGACGGGGGAUAUCGGGUGGAGGGAUAAGGAGAAGAUUGAGGCUAGUAUUGUGGAGAUGAUGUGUCGGAAUCGCAGUAGGCAGCUACAUAGUGAACCGCCUGAAAUCUUCCUCCUUAUCCAACAGAGCCUACGGGAAAAAAUAGCCACGCUGGACGAGGACAACUGGAUGUACGAGGUCGAGGAUGAACUUCAUGUCUAG